Necator americanus (New World hookworm) is the source of this 1908-nucleotide messenger RNA. RefSeq lists its product as uncharacterized. The transcript is spliced from 15 exons. The record is from RefSeq and is a predicted model, not a curated record. NCBI's taxonomy places the organism in Eukaryota, Metazoa, Nematoda, Chromadorea, Rhabditida, Ancylostomatidae. The coding region runs from base 1 to 1908 and encodes 635 amino acids.
AUGCAAAAAUAUAGCCAAUACUACAAAGUAGUCGCAUUUCUACUGUUGUUUAAUCUCAUUAUAAUGCUUGCCUACAUACAACACCGUAACCGAAUGGAUAAUAGAAAUUACAAACCAAGAAUGUGGGUACCUUCUUUUCGAAAACAUGGUCCAAAGACGUGGUUGCGACCGAAACCAACUUCAAGGAAGGAUCUUUUACUUUAUGAGCGAUUGAGUUACAACUUAUCUUUGCUGGAUACUUGUCCUCUGGCUGUCAUCGACCCGCUGUCUCCGGAGCUAAAAAUGCUUCAUACACCAGGCUAUAAUCCGAAAGAUAACUGUACCAUUUACAAGCCUAUGACAGAAUUGGAAAAUGGAGAAGUGAAAGUGCUAUCAGAAAAAUCUAUUUGCAUGGCGAGGUGCAUAUUGCCAGAAACGACGGAUAGAACUUAUGAUACAGGUCCAUAUAUUAGAGUUCCAACAGAGGAAUUAUUCGAAUGUGAUAUCAUCGAGACAAAAUGCUACGAAGAAGGUCCAGUGGAAUAUUAUAUGCACUUGAAAAUACACGAAACACCAGUGAAGAAAGAAGACGUUAAGCCAUUGCCGAGUGUUUAUAUUUUGCUUCUGGAUUCUGUCUCCACUUUUAUGGUUAAAAGAUCAUUGCCGAGAACCUUGGAUUUUUUAAAAACUAGGAUGGAUGCUGUACAGAUGGAAUUUCUCAACAAAGUAGCGGAUAACAGCCGACCGAAUGGUUUCCCAAUGGCAUUUGGGAAAUCACUUGAGAAGGUCAGCCGGGUCGGUAGGGAUCCAGAACCACCUGAUUGGGAUAAUGAUGAAGUGUGUAACAAGUACAUGGAUGAAUAUCCUUAUUAUUUGGAAGAGUUUAAGAAAAAAGGCUAUAAGACAAUGAUCGCUCAGGACUUAGCCCCAGGAAUAAUCUUCUAUCAAGAAUGCUAUGGUUUUAAACGGCGACAAGCGGACCACAUCUACAGACCGUUCGAUGUGCGUUUGGAUGAGGAAUCUUUGAACGAAACCCUUGCCGGAUUCACCUGUGGAGAAUCUCAUUUGUAUAUGUUAGAAUAUUACGAAAAGUUUAUGAAUGCCUACUCGGGAAUACCUAAAAUAGCUCAAGCAUGGGUAACAAGAUUAGUACAUGACGACAUAAGAAAACUCUAUCAUGCUGAUGAUCAUUUUCUGGAGUUUUUCCAAAGAAAUCAAGAAAAUCUCGAUAACGCUUUCUUGUUUUUCUUAGGAGAUCAUGGUCCGCGAGCUGCUGGGAUCGAGAAAUCCCGUUUGAGCCGAUACGAGAACCGCAAUCCAUUCCUUGUUGUUUCACUUCCCAAAAUGUUACGAAAAACUGCAGUGCAGAAAGAGUUACAGAAGAAAUCCAUGCAACUGAUGACACAUUUUGAUCUUCACGCUACCUUCAUGGAUAUUCUACACUUCCAAUCAAAGUCAAAUUUCAUGGAAACCACCGAAAUGAGUAUGGAACCAUACAGCAAAGGAUCAUCACUGUUGAGGGAAUGGUAUGGAUUGAGGACGUGUAAUAAUUUGCCAAUACCCUGGGAUUACUGCUUGUGUCAAUAUAAGAAAGAAGAUGUUAUAGAUGAAAAUCUGAAAAGAAGACUUGGCACGUUUUUAGCUGAACAAUUAAAUGAAUUUAUAACUGCUACUGGAUUCAGUUCCAAAUGUUACAGUCAACAGUACGAGGAGGCGCUGGAUGUGCAGCGACUAGAAGUCGGAAACAGCAACAUCUACUCGGUGUUUGUGAAACUCGCACCAUCGGAAGGAUAUUUCUCGGCAGAAAUUUUGGAAACUCCAUCAGGUCUUCAACUUGUAUCACAUUUCACCAGAUGGGGUUGGUAUGGAACUCAAGGCGAUUGUGUUCUGGAUCCUCCUCGAUCACUAUGUCAUUGCAACGACAGGUGA